Messenger RNA from Aricia agestis (brown argus), 1848 nucleotides. RefSeq names its product endoplasmic reticulum junction formation protein lunapark-B (gene Lnpk). Gene Ontology annotation, cellular component: endoplasmic reticulum tubular network. The transcript is spliced from 10 exons. The coding region runs from base 339 to 1430 and encodes 363 amino acids. Gene Ontology annotation, biological process: endoplasmic reticulum tubular network organization. Lineage: Eukaryota; Metazoa; Arthropoda; Insecta; Lepidoptera; Lycaenidae. The record is from RefSeq and is a predicted model, not a curated record.
CGUCAUCGAGUUUUUAAUUUUUAUUUUCAACUCGCAUCUUGAAACAGUUUUGGUGUCGAUAAAUAAAUCGCGUUCGUAAAGAAUUAUCUUAAAUAACUAACGCCUACAGUUUAAUGAAAGAACUCUUCGUAAAGCUAAGCUUAGUCAUCGCGUGAAAGACAGUGAAAACGCUUUAAAAGUGUCGUAUUUGUCGACCGGGCACCCUAGGUUAUAGAUUCGUCAUCAAAUUAACGUAUGGGUACCUAAUGAAGCUACAUUCAUAUAAUAACGGAAGAAAUACGAAAUACAGUGCACAGUGCUAACAAAAGGAAGAAGACAAGGCAGCCGCUGGAACAAAAAUGGGUCUAAUAGUAUCUCGGUUUCGGAUUGACGAGGGAGAAUCUUUCGGAGACGAGCGUAAGAAAACGACGACGGAGAUCCUGGAGAAGUUGGAGAUCAACAUAAAGAGCAUAGAACAAGAUGGCGAGUACAAGGAGCAGAGCCACAAGCGCGUGAUCGGCUACGUCAUGGCGUACUCCGUGGGGCUGUACGUGCUGUUCGCGAUACUGUACUACUUCAUGUACGUGGGCCGCAGCCAGCACUGGCUGUACUCGCUCAUGCACGCGUCCCCGCUACUGGUGCUGCCGAUACUAGUGGUCUUCCUAAGAUCUGGCAUCUCCUGGUACUACAACUGGAUGCUGAACAAGAACAAACUGAAGCUGGCCAAGAUGAGGGCGGAAAAGAAGAAAAUUCUGGAAGAGGUUAUGAACACAGAGACUUACAAGGUGGCGAAGGAGAUCCUGGACAAGUACGGCAGCCCGGAGGAGCAGAGCAAAGCGCUGAAGCCGUUCGUGCCGUCAGUGAACGUGCCCGGUAAUUCCCCUAGCACGACGCCCCCAGCGACGCCGGGGCAGCUUCGACAGCGGCAGAUGGCGCUAGCGUCCUCCACGCCCGUCAGGAACAUGAAUCUGGUGCCUGUCAAUACUCCCACCGCGCUUUACAAGGGACCACGGUUACGGUCGGACCAGCUGCCGCGGCCGCUGGCGGAUCGGAACCGCUCGGCGCUGGACAAGGUGGUCGACUACCUGCUCAAGGACGGGCCCAGCCACCGCAUGGCGCUCAUAUGCAGCGAGUGCUUCUCGCAUAAUGGCAUGGCGAUGGAGGAGGAGUUCGAGUACGUGUCGUACGUGUGCGCGUACUGCGGGCGCAUGAACGCCGCGCGCAAGCAGCGCCCCGCCGCACCGCUGCUGUCGCCCCGCCCCCUGCCGCUCAUGCCGAGAAACGCCGCGGGAAGCGGCGACGAGUCGUCGGUGGCCAGCUCCGGCAGCGACAGCGAGGAAGACAAGAGAAACGAAGUCACGAAAUCAUGCGAAUCUGAAGGGGAUUCCCCUCGACCGACCCCCAUUCCCAACGGGGACGCGAAAACGGAACAAGAAAAAAAAGAAGACUGAAAUAAUUGUUGUUAUUAAUUUUUGGUUUUUUGUAACGCGAACAUCGAUAGUGGUUUAUUAAUGUUGUAUGUUUGUAAAUUAAUUUAUUAUGGGAGAGUUUAAAUGUUCUUUUAAAGUGUUACAAGGCUUUAAAUGAACGUGGACGGGGCGCUGCUGGUAAAGGACAACUGUCAAGUACAUGUAAAAAAUGGCGGUCUUGUAUGAUGUUAGCGUUAGUUCCUUUUUUCGCUACGUUCAUUUAAAGCCUUGUCGAGCUCUAAUGGAUAAACAAUAGGUACGUCAUACGAGUUAGUUAUUUUUUGACAAUUUCGAAUUUUUAUUCACGAAUGCGUGAAAGCAAUAAUGUUACAUUUUCGAUAAUAUUCUACAGAUUAAAUAAUAUUUUAACCUCGGAAAAACAAAUCUUUAAAAAAAUUCA